Messenger RNA from Neopsephotus bourkii (Bourke's parrot), 2914 nucleotides. RefSeq names its product zinc finger protein 367 (gene ZNF367). The transcript has 5 exons. Gene Ontology annotation, cellular component: cell-cell junction. The record is from RefSeq and is a predicted model, not a curated record. Lineage: Eukaryota; Metazoa; Chordata; Aves; Psittaciformes; Psittacidae. Gene Ontology annotation, biological process: homophilic cell-cell adhesion. Bases 280 to 1323 code for a protein of 347 amino acids. Gene Ontology annotation, molecular function: ionotropic glutamate receptor binding.
GGAGGCUGCGGCUGCUUCAGUCCGGCCACUGCUAUGGCCUGGGGCUGCCGCUGACUUUGCGGAUCCGUUCGGGGGUGGCCGCGGAGGGGAGGAAGGCACCGAGACCCCGCCGGGAGCUGCCGUCCCCGGCGAUGAGCGGCUGAGGUGGGCCCGAGCGGUGGCCGCUGGACAUCCGUGCCGCUCCACACCUCCUUCCCUAUCCCGGGACGCGGAGUCAGCGAGGCUAAGCCACCGCUCCCUCACCCCCUUCCUGGCGCCGGUGGCCGCGAGGGGUUGGCGAUGGCGGAGCGGCUGCCGCCUGGUCCCCCGGUGAUUUUUUGCCAGGACUCCCCGAAGCGCGUUCUGGUUUCCGUUAUCAAAACGACACCGAUCAAACCAUCCUCACCGGCAGCCGGCGAGGAGCCGGCGCCCGCCCCGCCCGUCCCGAACAGCCCCGGCUUCAGCGACUUUAUGGUCUACCCCUGGCGCUGGGGAGAGAAUGCCCACAACGUGACCCUCAGCCCUGGCGGCGCCGCCGCGCUCCCGGCUCUCCCACCGCCCCUCGGGGGAACGGGCAGGGCGGCCACCGGGGACGCCGAGCGAGCUGGGGGCCCAGCCGGCGGAGGCGGCAGGCACCGGCACCUGAAGCGGUGGGACCGUGCGGGAUGCCAGCUCCACGCUGUGUUAAUGCAGGAUGGGCUAAGGCGAGGCCGUCCGAGAGCAGACACCGUCCGCCACCUGAUUAGCGAAGGAGAGCACUCUUCUAGCAGAAUACGCUGCAAUAUCUGCAACAGGGUUUUCCCGCGAGAGAAAUCUCUGCAGGCCCACAAACGAACGCACACCGGUGAAAGGCCUUAUUUGUGUGACUACCCAGACUGCGGGAAAGCCUUUGUUCAGAGUGGACAGCUCAAAACCCACCAGCGUCUCCACACAGGGGAGAAACCUUUCGUCUGCUCAGAGAAUGGAUGUUUAAGCAGAUUCACGCAUGCAAACCGUCACUGCCCCAAGCAUCCGUAUGCCCGACUGAAGAGGGAAGAGCUUACAGACAGGCUGAGUAAGAAGGAGACGGCUGACAAUAAAGCUGUAGCUGAGUGGCUAGCAAAAUACUGGGAGACCAGAGAACAGCGGGCUCCUGCUUUGAAAAGUAAAACAAUACAGAAAACAGAUCAGGAGCAGCAGGACCCCAUGGAAUAUCUUCAGUCUGAUGAAGAGGAUGAUGAAGAAGAGAAAAACAGCGCUCAUUCAGCUGCUCGCCGCCGCCUCCAGGAACAGCGUGAACGCAUGCAUGGCGCACUGGCUCUUAUUGAGCUUGCAAACCUAGCUGUGGCACCGCUGCGACAGUAGAUCAGAACAGAGUCUGCCUAUACAAAAUGUACUUACUGGUGGUAUUUAACCAGUUAGAUCCUGAGUAUAAAUAAGCUAAGCACCUUAUUUGCUUGUCAUAGGCUGCUAUUCUGUAGAAUUUAUGAAGAAUGUUGUUGCCCCAUCACAUGGGGUGAGAGAAUUGCACUUUUUUUAAGGUAAAAGAUAGUUGUAAAGUUUCUAAGUAUUUUGUAAAUACAGGAAUGCAUAAUGCAGGGUUGACAAAUGUAUGUGUUGUGGGGAGCUAGAUUUUGCAAGGUUAACUCAUUUAUUUGAAGCAGUUUUCACAGGAAGCACUUUCUAAACAAAGUGUUUGCGAUUAGCAGAAUGGUACAUGUGGCCAAAGAAGCCUGACAAAAAAAAGAAAAGUAUUUAUCUGACUAUUUAAGCAAGUUUAUAUUAAGUGGUAGGUCUGAAGAUGUUGUUAAGCAGCAAUGAAACCGUAUUUUUCUGGUGUGAGUACAUCUUUACCUAGUAUCACUGAGGCGGAAAGCAAAAAGCUUGGUUAUCUCAGCUUUCAGAAGGAAAGAAACUGCUUCAUGCAGGAAACCAUAAGAUCAUUAGGGAUCAUCACUGUGACUGCUCAAGGUAUGAGGCUUGACUUUGCUGUUUUACGUUUUCUGAUUUGAUUUCAGCAGAAUCUCUUGGUAGCACUUGUUAAUCCUAACGUGAUGUUAGGAACUUUUGCACAUUGUUGGGUUUAUCUGAAAAUGAUUAGGCUUGCAAAGUCUACACAAAGGUGAAGAAUUGGCAACUUUUUUUUUUUUUUUUCAGCUAUUUUUGGACCCUGUAGUGAUUUGGCACUUGAAUUUGCUAAAGGGGUAUUUACAUGGUGGUAUGGAUUUGCAGUAAACUAUUUUAGGAGUCCUAUAAGCAAACACUAAGUUCUAAAGUAUUGCUUUUAUGUGAUUAUUAGCAAAUAGCCUCCGUACUUUCCGUGCAUAAAGCCACCUUAUUGCUUUACUUCAGGAUAACAUGCCAGUUUUGUGUUCACUAACUGUAGCACAGCUAUCAAUUAAACACUGCAGAAAAGUAUUCACUAUACAACUAGGAAAUAGACUUCCAAAGAUAGUUACAAGCGUGAUAACAGUGUGAUUUCAUGUAUUUCCAAAAUAAAUGAAGUUGCAGAAUGCUGCCUAGUACUCAGAUGCUGAUAAGAAAUGUUCAGUAGGGUAUCUUGUCACUGCAUGAAUGUUGUAUGCUUUCAAAGAGGAUUGUCUCAUGGUGAUCAUUUUCUGUAUUUUGCUUUGAAGGCAACCAGAGAUUCCUAAUAGACUUUUUUUAGUAACAGUCAUUUAAAAUCUGUUUUCAGAUCAGACUUUUUGUAUUGUGGUUUUAUGUGGUUUUUCUGGUUCUAUUAUUGUUUCUUCAAGCUCCUGCUUAAGGGGCUAUUUUUGUAUAUCCCUAUAAAGUGAUAUAAAAAAAAUAAGUUGUAUUUACUGACCUGCUUGCUUUAAUUCCUUCCUCUUGGUAAAGGUCAGGAAAUUCAGAUGAGAAGGGAAGUCACUUUCCCUCUUGCUUAUACAAAAGGAAGAAACAAUUUUACCAAUCAUUUGAUUAGACUGACCAGAUG